AUGUGCUCGCCUCUGUUCUUCGUUCUAUUUGUUUUAGGGAUUGAAAACUUCUGUUUAACAGUUCAAGUUCAUGACCAUGACUGUCCCCAUCCAUGCGUAGUGAAUGGUCAUCAUUUCUGCAACCCUCCGCCCUGCCCCCCUCCAGCCUGUCAGGACCCCGUGUACGCCCCGGGACAAUGCUGCACCGUCUGUCCAGAUGAUUGUCCACACGGAACCUGUAGGGUAGGAAACAGGACUAUGUGUUACCCCGUUCCCUGCCCUCUCCCCCCUUGUGAGAACCCUGUCAACACCCCCGGUGACUGUUGUCCACAUUGUCCAAAAGACUGCCCUCAUCCCUGUGUCGCCGGAGGGAAAACCUACUGCCACCCAGUACCCUGUCCCCACCCUCCAUGUGAUAACCCUGUGACCACCCCAGGGGACUGUUGCCCUCACUGUCCGGAUACUCUGUAGAUGUAUGUCAAUAAACAAAGAUCAGCGUCUGAA
Molecule: messenger RNA, 483 nt
Organism: Saccostrea echinata
Lineage: Eukaryota; Metazoa; Mollusca; Bivalvia; Ostreida; Ostreidae
Product: cysteine-rich motor neuron 1 protein-like
Exons: 3
Coding region: 1-450 (149 amino acids)
Source: RefSeq, a predicted model, not a curated record